AGUAAAAUGUAGUACGUUGUGCUAGGCUUAAACUGCUUCUCCACCACUGAAGGCCUAUAUGCGAGUGGUCUUCGAGCUUUUUAUUAGGUACUUAAAUGUAUCUUUGUUUAAAUAUUUUAUUUUCUUUAUAUUUAUUUUCUCGAAUUGUAACGCAUUGACUUAUCAAGAUUCCGCUUUUUGCGAGAAUACCCAUUCAAUCAUACUAGACAUCUUUCGUGAUGAGCAUGAGCAAUGUUCCAGUUAUGAAUUUGUUCAGGAAGACAUAAAUUCUGAUAUAGUCUCGAAAAAUUCACGAGAUUUUGAGGCAACUAGUCUCCCGGUUCAGUUUGAUCUUGCUGAAAAGCCAUCGCCAUCCAUGGAGGAUUUAUCAAUGAACGAAACUACUUCAUUAGAAAAUCCAAGCAGAAUGAUGGCAUCAACUUCCGUCAAGACAGGUUUUGAGUCUGCAAGUUUGGAACAGCCAAGUCCGCAAGCCUCUAUCUAUACCACUGUUACGGAUGAAGCUUACAAUGAGAGUGCAUUUGAAACAAAGGAUAAUUUUCAAUCUCAAGGCUGCAUCGAAACAAGUCCUGCUUCGAAAGAAGGCAUUUCAUCUGAGGCCCCAAUUGCGACUCAUGUAGCAUCUGAAGAAAAGCGUUUUAAUUUUGCUUCGACUGACUGUGCCGCAGCAGUUUUGAAAACUAACCCUGAAGCUGAGGGCGCUUCCUCUAUCUUAACUGAGAACAAGGAUAAAUACAUGUUGAACAAAUGCUCCGCCGCAAAGAAGUUUGUGAUUAUAGAACUAUGUGAGGAUAUCUACGUUGAUACAGUCCAAAUUGCAAAUUUUGAGUUUUUUUCAAGCAUUUUCCGAACAAUCCGUAUCAGCGUUAGCGGAAAAUACCCGAAGCACGAAUCCUCAUGGAUGGAGCUUGGCACCUUCACUGCGAUGAAUUUGAGAACUCUGCAGUCUUUCCACAUAGAAAACCCUCUAAUAUGGGCUAAGUAUAUGAAGAUUGAGGUAUUGAGUCACUACGGUUCUGAAUUUUACUGCCCAUUAAGCUUAGUUCACGUUUUCGGUAAAACUAUGAUUGAAGAAUUUGAAGAGGAAAAUGAAGAUGAAUAUUCUAAUGGUUCUAAUCCUUCUCAAAAUAUCCAAGCUGACAGUUUGAACGCUAAAGCAAAAAACGAUAGCCAAGCUUUUCAAUCCGAGCAGACCGCUUCGGCAUCGAAUACUGUGCAAACCGAAAUCUAUUCUCAAAAUUCCGCCAUGACUGCCAUGAAUGCAGCAACUUCGAGCCCUCCAGAAUCGAAAAACAGUGUGAUUGAGGAAGAUCAGGGUCUUUGUAAUAGUUAUAAAGACUACGUUACGAGUUCUUUAUCCUCUUCAAUUGUCACAGGUAAUGUAACAUCUUCUGCAGCAGUGUCUUCUCCUUUUCCCACGACAACCCAUCAUUUGAACCAAGAAAGUGUUUAUAAAAACAUAAAUAAGCGUCUUUAUACUUUGGAAGAAAGAAAAAAGGUGUUUGAUGAAGCUAUUCAGAAGGUGUUGAUAUCAUUUGGAAAACACGAUGCGAAACAACUGAACUUUUCGGGUUUACUAAAUGAAAUUAGCAUGUCCUAUAGGGAAGAAUUUGAGCAUUUGCGAUACCAAUCUCAGAGGCUUCAAUCCUCUUUUUAUAUACUUCAAGCUCGAUUAGAGUUGGCUUCUGCAGAAAACGAGUUUAUCCAAAGAAGAAUUCAGUCACUGAGUGACGAUUCAUCUUUCCAAAAAAGAUUAUUGGUGCUCCAGUUAACCCUUUUAAUCGUCCUAGUGGUAUAUAUAGCUGUAUCAUACUUUCCAGCAAAUCCUUCUGUCAAUGGUAAUGUGCUGCUGCAAUCCUCAUCUGUUACUCCAACAUUUGAUUCAAAUGAUGACUACCGUCAUGCAUAUCCUAUGGAUAGGUCUGAACUCACUGUAAGCCAUCCUUCGUUUAACUCAAAAUCAUCGAAUGAUUCCUCUGUUGUAUAUAAAUUUACUGAAAAUACAGACGAUGAACAACCGUCUCGAUCUAAUAUUGUCCCUGUUCCACGAAUGAAGCCCCCGGCCAUGAAGAAGUUUCUUCAUUCUCGAAGCUACUCCGUUUAUUAAUUAAUUGUUUCUUAAGAAAUCAUUAUAAUUUUAGAAUAUAUGAGUUAAUAGCAAUAAUAUCAUUAAUUACAUUCAAAUUUGAGACUCAGAAC
Molecule: messenger RNA, 2199 nt
Organism: Schizosaccharomyces cryophilus OY26
Lineage: Eukaryota; Fungi; Ascomycota; Schizosaccharomycetes; Schizosaccharomycetales; Schizosaccharomycetaceae
Product: Sad1-UNC-like carboxy terminal protein
Exons: 3
Coding region: 59-2107 (682 amino acids)
Biological process (GO): protein folding in endoplasmic reticulum
Cellular component (GO): membrane; cytoplasm
Source: RefSeq, a predicted model, not a curated record